Molecule: messenger RNA, 4788 nt
Organism: Alternaria arborescens
Lineage: Eukaryota; Fungi; Ascomycota; Dothideomycetes; Pleosporales; Pleosporaceae
Exons: 6
Coding region: 1-4788 (1595 amino acids)
Molecular function (GO): ATP-dependent chromatin remodeler activity; ATP binding
Source: RefSeq, a predicted model, not a curated record
AUGGCAACGCAUGUUGAAGACGAGGCGGACCGCCCUGAGGCGCUUUCAACGCAAAACACUGAUAUACCCACUGGUACCACAGACCAGGAGUCGCCACCGUCUACACAAGCGUCAUUCACGCCAGUCAGAAAGACCACAAAUCGUCGCAGAGUUAGCAGAGAAGCGCCACUGAAGGCGGGCAAAGCGAACGAUGCCACAUCUUUCAUCAACAAGGAUAACCCAGAGGCAACCAUUGCAGCGUACUGCGGCUGCGAUGAUGUGGGAAUUUUUCGUCGAUUCUACACAAGUGCCCUGGUUCUACCGUACUAUGUCAAGAGCCUUAAGUACCGCGGCUACGGGCGCCGGACAGUGCUGUCGCUACUGGGGGACCUUCCGUACGAUCAAUACUGGGCGUCAGAUGAGGACCCGGAAGAGGUAUAUCCCCUCACAGAUACAGAGAAGCGCGGCUCAAACUUCAACUAUGGCAUGGGCUUGAUUCUAUGGCAAAUGCUCCGCGGGAUCAGGAAAGGCCUUUCUCCCAGCUCCCCAAAGCUCGACGAGGGGGAUUUCACCCGUCAGACAGGGCGCUUAUUACCACAAGCGUCGCCGCUGAACCCAGAGGAGACACCAUCAUUCGGUCCAUUCGCUGGCGAAUGUGAAGUAGAGGCAUUGAACAGAUGCCUUUGCUUGCUGCAGCAUGUUAAGUACACGACAAGCAAGUCACAGUGGGAGAAGCGAUUCUUCAGUGCGACACGAUGGGACGCUUCGAAACGAAUUUUGGGUGACUACGCGCCUGAUUGGAUGCGUACCAUCGAUUCGGUUGAUGCGCUUGAAGCGCCAGACGAGUUUAUGGGGUCGUCCGUGGUUGAAGAGACAAAAAUUGUGACUGUUUUCUGGAAACAAGCCUCCAAGCACAAGAGAAACGCAGCUUACGUGGAAAAGCUCAGGGAAGAAGACAUCCUAUUGGAAGUGCCAAAGUCGGCGGAGAUCACAUUUACGGCUUCGAUGCUAGGCCCUGAGGUCCGCGACCGAAUUCGCGAGGCCUUCAAGUUACACCAGUACGAGGGUCAGCUUGAACAACUUACCCUGAUGAUGGGCAACGAAGGGAUGCCCGCCCUUAAUGCUGAUUGGGAGACUGUCUUCAAAACCCUACAGCAGCACGCAGAUGCUACGUUCUCAUGCCUGCUUCGAGAGCGAGACGAUGGGGAGAGCCCAUGGGAGUAUGGUGGGCCACCUGCCACUUUACGCGACUUCCUAGAGGUCAAGCAAGACGAUGUCGCCCCAAAGCAACCGCAAUCAUCUGAGCAGACCGAGCGAGUGCAGCGCCAAAUCUUUCAGCUGACGGUCCCGAAGCUAGAAAGUACUUUUGAGCCACUCAAAUUGUUUGGCAACGACAAGGAAAGACUGAAAAAGGCCUAUGGGGGGUUCGACGUGAGCCUUAUAGAAGAUCGGCAGAACUGGCAACUGAAGUUUUUGCCCCGACUGUGUGGUACUGAACAAGUGCGUUACGUUGAGGACGACAUGUUGAAAUCGUUCCGAAAAUACAGCGAGAGCCGCCAAAUGGCGCUCAAGGCCGCCCAUAUGGACGGCGUGAUGCAGGCUGUAGACCUGGAGCAGGCCGAAGACGAUAUUGGAGAUGCAGAAAAAGAGCUUUUCGAGGCCGGACGCAAGCGCUACUACGCAUAUCAGACGGCCAUCGGAGGAGUGGCAUCAAGCGCAGGACCUCCGAUCAAGACAUCAGCGUGCGCACUACGGAUGGAACUGGUUAAAGGAAGCACUGAAGAGCAGUACACAUACACUCAGUAUUCCAAAGAACAAGUGGAUCGACACCCGAAACCAUAUCAAGUGAAUGGAGCGGCAUGGGGCAUGUCGACACUGUUUGGCGAAAUUCCUUUCAACGAUGAGGUGUCGCCUCAAGUCCGAUCUGCCGCUAGGAAGCUGGGACGCUUGCCAGUCCCAGGACUGCUGUAUCUCGAUCAAACUGGGAUAGGAAAGUCGGUACAAUCAUUGCAAGUUGCACUCGGUCUCGGAAGGCCUUUCGCAAGAACCACCGCCAGUGGCAAAUUCACAUACAAGCCUAUGAAACUUCUUGUCCCACAGAACCUUAUAAGACAGUGGGCCCGCGAGAUCUUGUUCUACUGGAAAGUGUUCACGCUCAUUAUUUCAUACGACGACGGAGGAAUGGAGCCAUACCUUGCUGAACAUGUCGUAUCUUCAACGGCGGUUCGAUCUUGGCCGAACAAGAAACUGUGGCCAAAGAAAUACCAAUACAUGUUUGAUAAACAUGAUCCUCGAAACGCCAGAACAAUCGUGCUGACCACACCGGAGACCAAUGUAGAGCGUUCACUGGUAAAGGAAGAGAUCAUACACCCAGCCAAGUCUUUUGACCCGCCCAAAUUCGAUAAAGGCGGCAAGGAGAUUUUCGAAAGGGACGAGAGAAUAGAGUUCAGAUACCACUCCCGAUUCGCUGGUGUCUACGCCGCGGUCUUCAUUGACGAGUCGACCAAAGUGAAAACCCCGGGCAGCAAGCGACACAUGGCCGUUAAGUUACUCAAGGCUCGGCGCUGGAUUUUUAUGACUGCAACGGCCAUGGUCAAUCAAGGGACGUGUAUCUUGGGCCCAUUGGACAUUAUUUGGCAAACAAUCCAGGACAUUCUUGCAAAGGAGAGCAAGGAAGUGCGCGCAUGGUUUGACAAGCAUGUCGGCAGUUUAUCUGUGUACACCGAGGCAGCCACGCUGGAGAAAGAUGACAUUCGUCGACUAGCACUGUUGAACCCUUACUCAGCGAAAAUUCUACUUCAGUCUGAAAACCGGCCGAUGAUUGCAAAGUACUAUCCUCAAAUUGAGGAGCUUUGUGUUCUUCGGCGCACGACCGCAUCUCGGAUACCCAGGGACGAAGCUGGAAAGGACUUUUACAACCUCAGGGACCUCAUCAAGCCGCAUCAUAUGUUAACGAGACAAGUCAAGCGCAAUGCAGGCGAGGAGGCUGAGUUUCAAUGGCUGCAUCGAGAUGCCGCACAGCGGUUCCUUGAAGCGAAGUCGAGCCCUGAAAAGGCAAAGUCUGAAGCAGCGUCAAGUCUUGCCGACGAGAAAGUAGUUUACGGCACGGCUGAGAUGAGGGAGCUCAUCAUAAUUACAGGAUCUACGCAAGCUGCGAAAUUCAACUUGAUAUGCUCUGAGCUUGAGUCAGACACGCUAGUGAACAGCCUCGAUGAGCAUCGUUUACAUGGGUGGAACGCCUUCAAUGUGGUCAAGUUCAUGUGCCGUGCCAUGAAAACGACACCUCCUAAGACGGCUUACGGUUAUGCUGAAUUCAUGAUGCAAGGAUCUCCUAUGCUCCGCGGACUUGUGCACGAAGUCCUUAAGCACGUCAAAGAAAAGCGUCCAGGCAAGAUUCUGAUUACUGAGGAUAUCCCACUUCUGGCAUGGUGGUGGGAAAUGACAUUGAACCUCCUUGGCUUUAAGACGGUCACUUUUCACAGUGCCUUGACAGCCUCCGAACGUGACAAGACUAUCCAGAGGUUCAAUGACCCCAAGGAUGAUCUCCAAGCUAUGGUUCUCCCUUACGAUGUAGGUGCGCUCGGUUUAAACUGCCAGGGGGAUUGCUCCAAGGUUAUUGUGAUGUCCUGCGCAAAGAACCAUGGCACUGAGACGCAAGCUGUGUUCCGGCCUGUGAGAGUGAACUCACCUCGCGAGGUAGAGAUCAUCAAAAUGUUUGUGAAAGAUUCAAUCUGCGGGUAUCGCGAGAGCAAGAAGAGUGACAAGUACGUUGUUGAGCUGGCGACGAGGGCACAAGACCCUGAGAUCCGAGCUCUCGCGGUGGAAAUGCUCAAUGAGUACCACAAAGAGGUUCAAUCGGCCCAAAAGGACCCCGAGAACGCAGAGUUGAUGGGCUUGUUGGGCAAGGAACGUGAUGCAAGCCUCAAACGACGGCGUGAGAUACAGGAGGAGGCGCGAGCAGCAAACACGACGGUUCCAGAGAGCACGCAAGCACACAUCGAUCUAAGCAACAUUGUGGGAUCGAAGCGAGAGAGAAAACGUCCCGAGCGCUUCGGGGAUGUUAAAUGGUCUGAUAGCGGCAAGCGUCUUGGCACCGUGUCCGAAACAGAACGACGAGCUGCCGAAGGAUUGUUUGAGGACGAGGACGAGGAAGAUGGAAAGAGCUUUCCAGAGACCCACAAGUAUGAUCCGUGGAAAGAGGUUAACUGGGACACUGAUGACGACGACGUCUCUGACUACGAAGGCACCGAUGUCAACGAUUCAGAUAUCGAGGAAGAGAUCAGGGAACGGCCGUUGACUGACAAGCAGCAAGCCAAGACUGAGGCCAAGGCCGCCAGAAUGUCGAAGCCAAAGGUGGAUGAAGCAGCACGUCAGCUGGCGAUCAAGCUGCUCGACGACUUCAACCGCGUCUACACAGAUGACGAUCUUGACGAGGACGUGCACCUGACCAGAGCUUUGCGAUUGAUUCAUGCAAAGAAAGUGGGCCUUGCAUUUGACGACGUACCUAGUGUGCAUAUUAUGUACACGAGAUUCUCUGGCGACAUGCUAGAGGCUAUCAAGAAGAAGUCCAAGUUGGAGAACAAGUCCAAGCCUCUACUAAAACAUAUCUUGAGUGGAGGACGCGCACAAGAUUUCGUUGCGCCCAAAAGCAACAAGAGGCAAUCAGGUGGAGCAGAGUCAUCUACUAAGCGGGCCAAGGCAAGGAAUCCGUCUGGGAGCGCAGGGUCAUCUGGAGCGGCGGGAUCGUCUGGGGCGGCGGGAUCGCCUGGGAAGUCUGGGAAGCAGAAAGGAAAGGCUCGUGCAUCGUGA